UCUAAGUAGAAAAUGAACCCGCGAAAUCAAACAUGAGGAGAGUUUCACCGAGAAAAGAAAACACGCGAGUCUCUCUCAUCCAAUCACUCUCUUCUUUCUUCCAAACAUAUGAAGAUCACUGGAAGAAUAAUUGAUUUGACCACAAAAAAUCUUCCUCUUUUAUUGCAUUUUCUUUUGACAUCAUUAGACUGUCUGAGGAAUUUUUGUUGAACUGCGUAUCAUUUUUCUGUCCCUUUCUACGGUCCCAGUUUCUUGGAAUUGAAAGAGGUCACAUCACAUUUCCCGUAUCUGGGUUCUCUUCAUUUUUUCAAGGGAGCAUUCCCAGAGAAUCAGGUCUUCGAGUUUCUCCUGGGUUGCUAUCUCUGGCAAAUACAUGAAUAUAAUUACCGUUGAUCAUGGUGAAGAAAAGAAAGACUUCCUUCCUUCAGCAGAUGCGCGCCAUGGGCAAGAUGAACAUGCCGGGUUCGCUAGGUUAAAAAACAAGUUCAUCUCAGAGUCUUUCCUGGCCAACCUUCCUAGCUCACUAGUUCUAGCAUACCAAAGCUUUGGCGUGGUAUAUGGAGAUCUGAGCACUUCACCACUUUAUGUUUACAGCAGUACAUUUAAUGGGAAGUUGGAGAAUCAUCAGAAUGCUGAUGCAGUAUUGGGGGUGUUUUCAUUAAUCUUUUGGACCUUAACACUGAUUCCAUUGCUCAAAUAUGUAUUUAUCAUCCUGAGUGCCGAUGAUAAUGGGGAAGGUGGGACAAUUGCUCUUUACUCCUUGCUUUGUAGACAUGUAAAAAUCAGUUUACUUCCUAAUCAACAAUCAGCUGAUGAGGAACUUUCGUCCUACAAAUAUGGUCCCUUGCGGCAGUCUUCAUUAUCUUUAGCAUUGAGGAGAUAUCUUGAAAAACACAAAAAGUCACGGACAGCAUUGUUGCUUGUAGUAUUACUUGGGGCUGGCAUGGUAAUAGGUGAUGGUGCAAUUUCCCCUGCUAUGUCAGUACUAUCAUCAAUAUCUGGGCUUACUUCUGCUGACACUAGAUUGGCCAACGGUGCAAUAAUGUCCCUUGCUUGCAUCAUAUUGGUUGCCCUUUUUGCUUUGCAGCACUUUGGCACCAAAAGGGUUGGUUUCCUGUUUGCGCCAGUAGUUGUCCUCUGGUUGUUAACAAUUUUUGCAGUGGGAGUGUAUAAUACAAUAUACUGGAACCCAGAAGUUAUAUUUGCUGUUUCUCCACAUUAUAUUGUCAAAUUCUUUCGUCAAACUGGUCGUGAUGGAUGGAUUUCUCUCGGAGGGGUCCUUCUAUGCAUAACAGGUACCGAGGCAAUGUUCGCAGAUCUUGGUCAUUUCACUGCAUGUUCAAUUAGGAUUGCAUUUGUAUUCAUUGUAUAUCCUUGCUUAGUGGUGCAAUAUAUGGGCCAAGCUGCUUAUCUGUCAAAAAAUAUUUCUGCUAUUCCAGUUGGCUUCUAUGCUUCAAUUCCUGAUGCUGUAAUUUGGCCUGUCUUCAUUAUUGCAACCCUUGCAGCUAUAGUUGCCAGUCAGGCUAUAAUUUCAGCCACAUUCUCUAUUGUUAAGCAAUGUCAAGGACUUGGUUGCUUCCCCCGAGUGAAGAUUGUCCACACCUCAAAACAAAUCCAUGGGCGGGUCUAUAUACCAGAGAUUAACUGGAUGCUCAUGAUUCUUACUCUUGCUGUCGCUGUUGGCUUCCACGACACUAAUAAGAUAGGCAAUGCUUAUGGCCUAGCUGUCCUGUCCGUGAUGUUGAUUACGACUUUUCUCAUGGCACUAGUGAUGGUCUUUGUGUGGCAAAGGAGUGUAGCACUUGCUGUUGUUUUCUUCCUUUUCUCUUGGUUUAUUGAAGGUGCUUACCUUUCAGCUGCAUACAUAAAAGUUCCUCAGGGAGGAUGGGUCCCUCUUGCACUCUCUUUGAUCUUUAUGUUGAUCAUGUUUGUGUGGCACUAUGGAACUUGCAAGAAAUACAACUUUGAUUUGCACAACAAGGUGCCUUUGAAAUGGAUACUUGGUCUAGGCCCCAGCCUUGGCAUUGUUCGUGUUCCCGGGAUAGGCCUCAUAUACUCAGAGCUGGCAACAGGAGUUCCACCAAUCUUCUCGCAUUUUGUGACGAAUCUCCCCGCCUUUCAUAAUGUUUUGGUAUUUGUUUGCGUGAAAUCUGUUCCGGUGCCCCACGUCUCACCAGCUGAACGUUUCCUCAUUGGCCGCAUCUGCCCUCGACCUUAUCGGAUGUAUCGAUGCAUUGCCAGAUAUGGAUACAAGGACUUACAUGGAGAUGAUGAGAAUUUUGAGAACCUGCUGAUUAAAAGUAUAGCUGAGUUUAUUCAAAUGGAAGCGGUCGGGCUGGUCACGAGCCCAGAAAUGGCUUAUGAUGGGCGGAUGGCAGUCAUAAGCUCCAAAACUGUUCAGUCCACCACGAGUCUGACCGUAACCGAAGGUGACGAAGAUGGAGCAAGCCCUCCCAUUCCAACCAGCAAAUCUUCCACUCUACACAGUUUAAGAAUGUCAUACGAAGAAGAGAACCCACAUCUGAGGCGGCGUCAACUGAGGUUUCAAAUACCUCAAUGUCCCACGAUGGAUCCAGCUGUAGCCGAAGAACUUUCAGACUUAAUUCAGGCAAAAGAAGCAGGUGUUGCUUAUAUAAUGGGGCACUCUUAUGUUAAGGCUAGGAGGUCAUCCUCAUUUCUAAAGAAGCUCAUCAUCGAUUUUGGUUACUCGUUUCUGCGCAAGAAUUGCAGGGCUUCUGCUGUAGGCCUUCACAUUCCUCAGAUUAGCCUUAUUGAAGUGGGGAUGGUAUACUACGUCUAGAAACUUUGUGGGAAACUCUCUUCUUCUGAGUUACUGGGAUAAAUUUCCAGUAGGAUACCAUAUUACUUGAGUCAAAAAAACUCAUCUUUCCCCUUUUCCCCCUUUUCUCUAAAAAUGUUA
This is a messenger RNA of Sesamum indicum (sesame), 2920 nucleotides long. RefSeq names its product potassium transporter 4. The record is from RefSeq and is a predicted model, not a curated record. Gene Ontology annotation, molecular function: potassium ion transmembrane transporter activity. NCBI's taxonomy places the organism in Eukaryota, Viridiplantae, Streptophyta, Magnoliopsida, Lamiales, Pedaliaceae. Gene Ontology annotation, biological process: potassium ion transmembrane transport. Gene Ontology annotation, cellular component: membrane.